CAAGUAAUUCUCCUAAAACAUAAAACUCUUCAAAUCAAAAGUUUUGAUUGCCCAUUUUUCCAUUCUAAACACUUAAUCAAACUUUUGCAGUGUUUCUUUGGUAUAUAAAUGCACAUUACAUCAAUAUACAUAUCUUAACUUGUCACCAAAUGGCUAAACAGAGCAAAAUCUCAUGUUGUUUUCUUGUUUUUGUUCUGGUGAAUCUCAUUUUCUGCAAUGUGGUUUUGUCUGUGAGGGCUGAGAAUGAAUUUAUAUCAGCCGUCGGUGAUUCGGGGAUGAGAAGGGACAAUCUACGGGUGGCGAUAGAGUCAUGGAAUCAGUGCAAUGAGGUUGGAGAAGAAGCACUUCAGACUGGCAGCCCAAGGGCUGCUGAUUGCUUUGACAUAUACAAAGCUACUCCGCAGCCACAAGGAGAAGUUUGCUUCUGCAAUCAGCAGCUGCCCUAUGUAUUAGUCCACAGAGUCACAGAGCAAGACAACAAGUUAAGGAUGGGAGAACCUUUCUUUGGCCUGCAGGCAGAGUCUCAGUUUAACGUAGACCUUUAUGCGGCAGAGAAGGAACUGUACCUGGGAUUUAAAUGCCAAGUUGAAGACACCCCAAAUCCGUGGCAAUUCUGGAUGAUCAUGCUCAAGAGUGGCAACAUGGACACUUAUGCUGCCAAAUGCCCCAAAAAUGGUCACCGAGUUGGACCCUUUCCUGAUCAAAAUACCUUUCCUUGUUUUGGAAAAGGGUGCAUGAACCAGCCAUCUAUUUACCAUGACUAUACCAAGUUGCAAUUGCCUGAUAUGACUCUAAAGGGACGGUUUUUCGGGUCAUGGGAUUUGGAUGCAGAUUUGAGCAGAGGAAUGGUUGGGAAUAUUUCUUACCAUUCUGUUACUUGGGAAAAGAAACUUGGAGAGGGAAGCUGGGUUUUCCACCAUGUCUUGAGGACUUCAGCAAAGUAUCCUUGGCUGAUGCUUUACUUGAGAUCAGACGCCACACAUGGGUUUUCUGGUGGCUACCAUUACCCUACAAGAGGGAUGUCCAAAAUUAUUCCAGAAUCACCCAAUUUUAAAGUGAGGUUCACCUUGAAUGUGAUCAAAGGUGGGGGUCCUAGCAGCCAGUUCUACCUCAUGGACAUGGGGAGCUGUUGGAAGAACAAUGGGAAGCCUUGUGAUGGCAAUGUGACUUCAGAUGUUACCAGAUACAGUGAAAUGAUCAUAAAUCCAAACACAACCUCAUGGUGCCAUGCAAACAACCUCAAUGUGUGCCCACCUUACCACACAUUCCCAAACGGCACACGGGUUCAUCGAAAUGACACUGCCCGCUUCCCUUAUGCCGCCUAUCACUUGUACUGCUCGCCGGGGAAUGGGGAGCAUCUAGAGGCUCCUUUUAACUUGUGUGAUCCAUAUAGCAACCCUCAGCCUCAGGAGAUUUUGCAAAUCUUGCCACACCCGGUUUGGGGUGAGUACGGAUACCCUACAAAGCAAGGGGAGGGUUGGAUUGGGGAUCCAAGAACAUGGGAGCUGGAUGUUGGGAGGUUGUCACAAUCACUUUAUUUUUACCAGGAUCCAGGAACCCCACCAGCUAGAAGGCAAUGGAUGUCUAUAGAUUUAGGGGUUGAAAUUUUCAAAGACCCUGAUCAAGUUGCUGAAUGGACUCUUAGUGAUUUUGACAUCCUUGUGCCUAAGCAAUGAACUCAUUUACUGCAAAGACACACCAGCCAGCUUCAGCUUGAAAUACAAUUAAACUUUUGAGUCGCCUAAAAUGGUAAAGUAAGUUAUAAGGGACCAACCUUUUUAGCUUUUCUUUUUUAAUUCAUUUUCCAAUCAAUUUUUGGAAAUUUCAGAAAAGAAAAACUUCGAUUUUUUUCAUUUAUUUAUUUGAGAAACCCUGAAGGCUGAAGUAUAAUAUCUUCAUUGUUAUAAAUCUAUGGAAUAUGGAUGACCACCAUAACAUCCAUUAGCUCCACCCCUUAUUGCUUUGUAACCUAUGCCCUUAUUAUUGUAAUUAGUAGCUAUAAAUUAUGGAUUAAAUACCUCUAUUGUAAGCCUAUAAAUAGGCUCUUAUCAAAGAUGAAUAA
Molecule: messenger RNA, 2062 nt
Organism: Prunus dulcis (almond)
Lineage: Eukaryota; Viridiplantae; Streptophyta; Magnoliopsida; Rosales; Rosaceae
Exons: 4
Coding region: 150-1676 (508 amino acids)
Source: RefSeq, a predicted model, not a curated record